AUGCUGGCGUCUAGCGCGCCCUGGGCGCUGGCGCCGUGGGAGCGGGCGCCUGAGGCGCUCGCGCAGGCGCCUUGUAAGGCGCUCGCACAGUGGGCGCAGGCGCCUAAGGCGCUGGCGCGGGCAUCUAAGGCACUGGCGCAGGCGCCUAAGGCGCUGACGCCGUGGGAUCGCUUAAGGCGCUGGCACGAGCGACUAAGGCACUGGCGCCAUUGGGCGCGGGCGCGGACACCCCCCUCCCCUUCCUCUCCUGUCCCAUACGCUGUGCUUGCAACAGCUGCAGAAACGUGGGCAUUCAAGCCAACUGCUGCAAGUAGCGUUUCUCGCACCACAUUUGUUCCGCAGAGCGGCGCACAGAUGGCACAGGAAACGGGGGAUGGCGGAGCAGUGGAGGAGCAGAGCUGCGCGGAAGUGAUUGACGACCAUGUUGCCGACUGCUCCGAGGAGGAAGCCGAGGACCAUGACGAUGACGAUGACGAUGACGUGAGCGACAGUGGCGAUGACGUGGUGCUGCUAGGCUUCGUGCAAAAGCCGUCGCACGACUGGUCGCUCGCCCGCCAUCGCUUCCCCAGCAAAGUUGGGGGCGCUCCGGCGUACUUGGACCCGCUCAACCUGCCGUCACACGCCCUCCUCUGCCACUUCUGCUCCCAGCCCCUGCGAUUCCUGCUGCAGGUGUACUCGCCGGUGGACAGCGAGGCGUCAGCCUUCCACCGCACGCUCUUCCUCUUCGCCUGCCGCCACCACCACUGCCUCUCGCGCCACCAGCAGGAGCAGGCAGAGGUGGCGGACGGCAGAGCAAGGGAAAGGAGACGAAGUGUGUGUGUGCUGCGCACCCAGCUGCCGCGCGCCAACCCCUUCUACGCCUUCACCCCGCCCCCCCCGGAUGCACCGGGGACACCACUCUCCCACCAAGGUCACUCUCCCACCAAGGUCACUCUCCCACCAAGGUCACUCUCCCACCAAGGUCACUCUCCCACCAAGGUCACUCUCCCACCAAGGUCACUCUCCCACCAAGGUCACUCUCCCACCAAGGUCACUCUCCCACCAAGGUCACUCUCCCACCAAGGUCAUCACUCUCCCACCAAGGUCACUCUCCCACCAAGGUCACUCUCCCACCAAGGUCACUCUCCCACCAAGGUCACUCUCCCACCAAGGUCACUCUCCCACCAAGGUCACUCUCCCACCAAGGUCACUCUCCCACCAAGGUCACUCUCCCACCAAGGUCACUCUCCCACCAAGGUCACUCUCCACCAAGGUCACUCUCCCACCAAGGUCACUCUCCCACCAAGGUCACUCUCCCACCAAGGUCACUCUCCCACCAAGGUCACUCUCCCACCAAGGUCACUCUCCCACCAAGGUCACUCUCCCACCAAGGUCACUCUCCCACCAAGGUCACUCCCUCCCCGUCCUCUCCCCUCCCCGUCCUCUCCCCUCCCCGUCCUCUCCCUCCCCGUCCUCUCCCCUCCCCGUCCUCUCCCCUCCCCGUCCUCUCCCCUCCCCGUCCUCUCCCCUCCCCGUCCUCUCCCCUCCCCGUCCUCUCCCCUCCCCGUCCUCUCCCCUCCCCGUCCUCUCCCCUCCCCGUCCUCUCCCCUCCCCGUCCUCUCCCCUCCCCGUCCUCUCCCCCCCCCGUCAUCUCCCCUCCCCGUCCUCUCCCCCCCCCGUCAUCUCCCCCCCCCAUCAUCUUCCCGCCGCCUCCGCUCCUCACUCCUUCCUUCUUCUCGCCCUCCCAUGCUGUGCAUGCAUCUCCUUGCUCGCCCUAACCUUCUCCCCACUCCCCUCUUCCCACCUGCCCAUGUGCGAGUGGUGUGGCACGUGGAGGGGCAGCAAGCGCUGUGGGGGGUGCAGGCAGGUCGCUUACUGCAGCAAGGACCACCAGGUGGGCAGGUCGCUUACUGCAGCAAGGACCACCAGGUGGGCAGGUCGCUUACUGCAGCAAGGACCACCAGGUGGGCAGGUCGCUUACUGCAGCAAGGACCACCAGGUGGGCAGGUCGCUUACUGCAGCAAGGACCACCAGGUGGGCAGGUCGCUUACUGCAGCAAGGACCACCAGGUGGGCAGGUCGCUUACUGCAGCAAGGACCACCAGGUGGGCAGGUCGCUUACUGCAGCAAGGACCACCAGGUGGGCAGGUCGCUUACUGCAGCAAGGACCACCAGGUGGGCAGGUCGCUUACUGCAGCAAGGACCACCAGGUGGGCAGGUCGCUUACUGCAGCAAGGACCACCAGGUGGGCAGGUCGCUUACUGCAGCAAGGACCACCAGGUGGGCAGGUCGCUUACUGCAGCAAGGACCACCAGGUGGGCAGGUCGCUUACUGCAGCAAGGACCACCAGGUGGGCAGGUCGCUUACUGCAGCAAGGACCACCAGGUUCGCCCGCCGUGUCUUGCCUCCUCCCAUGCUGUUUUACAACCAUCACAGCAUCACACCGUUCCUUCUCCCCCUUUCCUGCAUGGUGCCGUUGGGAGGUCAGGAGUUGGAUGUCCUGACUUCAUUCUUUCAAACCACCACGCCUCCCUGCCCUUCCACCACGCCUCCCUGCUUUCAACUCAAACCACACCACACCUUUGUGCACUCAUCUUCUUCUCUUCCCUCUCCGCUCCCUAAGGAGCACUGGCGGGCGGGCCACAGCGCUGCCUGCCCCCGCACCCCACCUCCCACCUCUGCCACCUCCCCACCCGCUGCCCCCUGCACCGCUGCCCCCUCCACCGCUGCCCCCUCCAGUGCUGCCCCCUCCAGUGCUGCCCCCUCCAGUGCUGCCCCCUCCAGUGCUGCCUCCUCUGCUCCUCUCACUCCUCCGCCUGCUGCCGCUGCUCCUUCUGCCCCGUCCCAUCCUCCUGGCACCGACACGUCAGCAGCAAGGAUACCUCCCACGUCAGAAGAUGCUGAGUCAGCAAGGGGUGCAGGGAAUGACGUGUCAGAAGCGGAUUGGAGAGUGACGGUGUUGGACAAGGGCGGGUGGAAGGAGUGGGAGAUGGUGGUGGAGGAGGAGGAGCCGGAGGAGGGAGAGGAUGGGGAGGAGGGGGGGGAGGGAGAGGAGGGAGAGGAGGCAGGGAGAGAGGGGGGGAGUGGAGGGGAAAAGGGGGCGGCGGUGGGGCCCGGGGGGGCGGAGGUGCGGCGGCUGAUGAGGGAGUAUCGGGAGCGCACCAGGGCGGAGGGGCCCAUCGCUGCCAGCGAGCUGGAAGGCUUCGGAGAGGUAAGGCCCUCCUGUGGAUGGGGAAGGGGUGCGCAUGCGCAUGGGGUGCGCAUGGGGUGCGCAUGGGGUGUGCAUGGGGUGCGCAUGGGGUGGGGUGGGCAUGGAGUGCGCAUGGGGUGGGGUGGGCAUGGAGUGCGCAUGGGGUGGGCAUGGGGUGGGCAUGGGUUGGGCAUGGGUUGGGGUGGGCGCGGUGUGGGAGCGGAUGUGGAGAAGAAGCAAUGGGCCGCGUUUCAGGCUGUGAUUGCCAAGGCACCUGAACAAGUGAUCAGAUACUGCCGAUCAGCCACCGCCCGUCCGCUGUGGCCGCAGCUGCAGGGGCAGCCGCCCAGCCAGACUGCCAUUCCCCCCUGUGGCGGCUGUGGUGCUCCCAGGAUAUUCGAGUUCCAGGUGCUCCCGCAAAUCAUAUACUACAGUGCGCCUGACGCUACUGCUGACUCAACGCUCGACUUCGCCACGUUGGCAGUCUACGUCUGCCCCAACUCCUGCUGCUGCUCUUCACAGCUCAGCACCGCACAGCAGAGUAGUGUUGCUGUCCCAAAAAGUGUGGAUUCAGGAGUUGAAGCAACAGUAGUGGGGGCAAGUGCGGAGGGAAGCAGCAGUGCAACGGGCAGCAGAGAUGCAGGCAGUGGGGACGUGAAAGGCUGCGAGGCAGCAGGGCAGGGGGAGGGCUUGCAAGAGCGGAGCAUGGGGUAUGUGGAGGAGUUUGUGUGGGUGCAGCUGCCUACCCAAGACCCUCCUGUCGUUGCUCAAACCGAUUGA
Closterium sp. Naga37s-1 is the source of this 3948-nucleotide messenger RNA. NCBI's taxonomy places the organism in Eukaryota, Viridiplantae, Streptophyta, Zygnematophyceae, Desmidiales, Closteriaceae. The record is from the annotation of a GenBank genome assembly.